AUGACCAAUAAGGGCCUCCUCAUCGUCAACAAGGCGGCCACAGUAGGUCAGGUCCUAUUAACAGUCUCUUCCAUAAGCCAGCAAGCAGGAUUCACAACUCGUCUUGUUUCGCAUAAUAUCCGCCGCGGCGCGGCGAAGGAUCUAGCGAGGAUCCCCAAAAAGGCGAUUCACACUCACACUUCUAGUGUAGCACGCGCAAUAGGCCACUCAGAUAAAUCGAUAGGCAAAUACUACAACAACGAUAAGGAUCAAGCACUCAAUAUUCUCAAGCCGCAAAUCGAAAUCUCCCGUAUCGAUCAGAGACUGUUUCAAGCACCGACUACCUAUCCAAGGCCCAAUAGGCAUAAGAUACACGAAAUGGUUCAAAAGGAACUCAUCGCCAAAGGUGACGAGAUCAUACAAAAUAGUACCCGCGGUCUCCAGUUCUUCCUCGGUCCCCGACCUGGAAAGAAUAAGGACGGUUUUCAUAAGCACCGUGCCCUUCCAGAGCUACCACAAACCAAGAGACAGAAGCUCUCGGACUAUAUCUCCAUUAGCCCUACGCCUUUACGAUCUCUUGGGCAGUCUAAACAAAACGUCCGCAAUGGUACUUCAUCCACCUCCACCUCCACCUCGGACAAGAUGAGCGACAUCCCGAUCGAUCCUCAGCUUUCUCUGGCCAUACCCAUUGAUGAUCUUGAUAGGGAUACUCUCGUACAGGAGCUGGAUGUUGAAGAAAUUGAGGAGCUCCAGCUCAUUAAGGAGCAUAAUGUCUCUGAAAGCUUUUGGGAUCUUCUUAAUGGGCCUAAAACGAUUGAGCCUAGAACGACCGGAGAUCCGGAUAAUGAUCUCGCUUCGCUAUCAGAGUUACACCUAGCUCUUGAAGAUAUCUAG
This is a messenger RNA of Fonsecaea multimorphosa CBS 102226, 873 nucleotides long. RefSeq lists its product as uncharacterized. Lineage: Eukaryota; Fungi; Ascomycota; Eurotiomycetes; Chaetothyriales; Herpotrichiellaceae. The record is from RefSeq and is a predicted model, not a curated record. The transcript has 2 exons. The coding region runs from base 1 to 873 and encodes 290 amino acids.